Messenger RNA from Microthlaspi erraticum, 399 nucleotides. The record is from the annotation of a GenBank genome assembly. Lineage: Eukaryota; Viridiplantae; Streptophyta; Magnoliopsida; Brassicales; Brassicaceae.
AUGGCGGAACUAAUUUCGUUUCAUGAUGUUGCCAAACAUAAGUGCAAGAACGAUUGUUGGAUUCUCAUCCAUGGAAAGGUCUAUGACAUCAGCACUUUCAUGGACGAACAUCCCGGCGGUGACAACGUUCUCCUCGCCGUCACCGGGAAGGACGCAUCGAUCGAUUUCGACGAUGUGAAGCAUAGCAACGAAGCGCAAGAGAUAAUGAAGAAAUAUUGUAUCGGUGAUAUUGACCAGUCAACGGUUCCGGUGACGGCGAAGUAUAUUCCGCCGUGGGAGAAGGAAUCUACGGCGGAAACCACGAAAGAAGAAUCUGGAAACAAGAUGAUUGUAUACUUGAUCCCUCUCUUGAUUCUCGGCGUUGCUUUCGUUCUCAGAUUCUACAACAACAGCAAGUAG